Molecule: messenger RNA, 705 nt
Organism: Mesorhabditis spiculigera
Lineage: Eukaryota; Metazoa; Nematoda; Chromadorea; Rhabditida; Rhabditidae
Source: the annotation of a GenBank genome assembly
AUGGUACUUGAGACGAUCGAGAUGCCUUGGCAGUCCGAGUUUGACAACGACGAUUACGACAAGGAAAAUAUGGAGCCGGAAGAGCCGAAGCAACUAGCCAAGGAAAACGAGGAGCUGAGGAGACGGCUCUGCAAAUAUGAAAAGCUACAUGGCGAUAUUGACGAGGAGAUUUACUAUGAAAGCAACCCUGAAGAGAGCCAGUACCUCGACCAAAUCCGCCGCAUCAUUGCAUCGCGAGGACUACGCACCGAUCGAACGGGGACCGGCACAAUAUCGUUGUUUGGAAUGCAGAGCCGUUAUAGUCUGCGGGAUGGCCGGAUUCCGUUGCUGACUACAAAAAGGGUAUUCUGGCGGGGCAUUGCGGAGGAAUUGCUGUGGUUCGUCUCUGGAUGCACGGAUGCCAACGUGCUGAAGGCCAAGGUGAUCUGGGCCCUGUUUAUGGAUUCCAGUGGCGUCACUUUGGAGCUGAGUAUCAAGAUUGUCGAACGGAUUAUUCCGGCAGGAGAUUUUGUCCAUACGCUGGGCGAUGCUCACGUUUACUCGAAUCACGUCGAAGCUCUACAGGAACAGCUGCGCCGCGUACCAACGGCUUUCCCGCGCAUCUCUUUCGCCGAGGGCAUCAAGUCUAUUGACGAUUUUACCAUGGAAAAGAUCCAUCUACACAACUACAACCCACAGGGUACAAUUGCCAUGAAGAUGGCGGUU